Molecule: messenger RNA, 1484 nt
Organism: Orussus abietinus
Lineage: Eukaryota; Metazoa; Arthropoda; Insecta; Hymenoptera; Orussidae
Gene: Ip259
Product: ribosome biogenesis protein NSA2 homolog
Exons: 2
Coding region: 606-1385 (259 amino acids)
Biological process (GO): maturation of 5.8S rRNA; maturation of LSU-rRNA
Cellular component (GO): nucleolus; preribosome, large subunit precursor
Source: RefSeq, a predicted model, not a curated record
UGCCGAAUACUUAUUCCGUUUUAUCGUAUUUAUUCGUCUUUCGGACGAAUUAUAAUUAUGUUUUAGAUAUUUAUACGUUUUUAAUAAUUCGAAGUAUCAAUAUCGGUGUAUUAUCUUAGGCGUACUUUGCUUACAAGGUAAAAAGUAACAAGAAAUGUGAAGUGACACUUACCCACGUUUCGAUGGUCUACACACGUCGCGAGUGCUAUGAAAUAAGAUGUUCGUAAAGUAUCGCUUAUGGGAAUAGAGUAAUUAUCACAAGUUAAAUCGAAUCACUAGGAAGUAAAGGAUUACAUGUAGAUCUAUUCUCUUCAUAGAGCUACUUCUUGGUUUUUAAUUUUUUACACGAAGUAUAAAAAGUUUUAUAUUAAAAGUUAGGUUAAAGGAUUAAGACCGGUUUUUUCCUGAUACAUAUCGUAUUGUUCUUAUAUUGAUUAAGAGUUUUAACACAGAAAUUUUACAUUAUUAUUCAUAAUGGAGAAUGUCUACAUUGAAUGUAGGAAACAAACCCAUUGACAAGUAAUAAAGUAGACCAAAGUGGGUGGGAUCGAGCAAGGCCCUCAAAAGGAUUUGGAACGAAAACUGGGAUAAAAUAAGAUAACAACAUGCCACAGAACGAGUAUAUUGAAAGGCAUCGGAAAUUGUAUGGCAGGCGUUUGGAUUAUGAAGAACGCAAGAGGAAACGAGACGCACGUGAACCACGUAGACGUGCUGAACAAGCACGUAGUUUACGGGGCAUUAAGGCUAAGAUAUUCAACAAGAAACGUCGAAAUGAAAAGAUUCAAAUGAAGAAGAAGAUUAAGGCUCAUGAAGAGAAAAAAGUCAAACAGAAAGUCAAGCCUACUCCAGAGGGUGCAUUACCAGUUUACCUUUUGGACAGAGAUGUCACAUCUCGUGCAAAAGUUUUAUCUAAUAUGAUAAAACAAAAACGUAAAGAAAAGGCCGGAAAAUGGGAUGUGCCGAUUCCAAAAGUAAGGGCACAGUCUGAUUCAGAAGUGUUUAAGAUAAUGAAGAGUGGUAAAACAAAACGCAAGUCAUGGAAGAGAAUGGUUACAAAAGUUACAUUUGUUGGAGAAAAUUUUACUAGGAAACCACCAAAGUUUGAAAGAUUCAUUAGACCAAUGGCUUUGCGAUUUAAAAAGGCACACGUUACUCACCCAGAAUUAAAGGCUACAUUCUGCUUACCUAUAAUUGGAGUUAAGAAAAAUCCAAAUUCACCAAUGUACACGAGUUUAGGAGUAAUAACCAAAGGAACGGUUAUUGAAGUAAAUAUUUCGGAACUAGGGCUGGUGACACAAUCUGGAAAAGUUGUUUGGGGAAAAUAUGCACAAGUGACGAAUAACCCGGAAAAUGAUGGUUGCAUCAAUGCAGUUUUACUAGUAUAACUUCCUACAAUUGGAUUUCAAUUUUCUGAAACAUUAAAUUUGUAACUAUGAUACUGAAUGAAAUUAUGAAUAAAACCAAUGGAAUUGUUGAGUAUGAUA